AUGGUUGAAAGUGAACCUAAUAUUUUAAUGCAAAAUUGGGAGGAUGACUAUUUAAUUGAAACUGCAAUUGAUUCACCUCGGGUUUGGAAUACAUUAUACGAUGAAAUUGAAAUACAGGAAUUAAAAUCUAAUAGAUAUGAUGAAGUACUUAAAAUGAUCAAGGAACAUUAUAUCCACGAUGAACCAAUAAUUCAAAGUAGUAAAAUGCAUACGGACAAUGGAUCUGUUGAAGAAUACUUAUACUUGGUUCGAACUUGGAUGAAAGACACACUUUCAACUGUUGCUGUUGAGCAGAAAACUGGAAAUUUAGUUGGAUUUAUUGUAUGCAGAUUCAACGAAUUAAAUAACAGAGAUCCUGAAUUCAGCAAAGAUAGGGUAUAUGAAGGAAUUGGCACAGAGUUGCUGACAAACGUCGUGAUGAGACAACUUCCCGAGUACAGAUGGUUCGACAUCGACGUGAUCGCCGGCGUGUUCACCGACAAGGUGAGCCAAAACAUUGCCGCGUCGUUGGGGAUGGAGACAUUAUACGAUUUCAUAUACUCGGCAUGGACCGUCGCCAACAACACAACUGGUGAACAAGAUGAGUUCUUCAAACAAAUCGUGCGGGAUAAUUACUCGGCCAAGGUGAUGUCUAUGAAAGUCAGCACGUCGCCGUCGAAUCACAGCUACGCCUAA
This is a messenger RNA of Rhopalosiphum padi (bird cherry-oat aphid), 675 nucleotides long. RefSeq lists its product as uncharacterized. The record is from RefSeq and is a predicted model, not a curated record. The coding region runs from base 1 to 675 and encodes 224 amino acids. NCBI's taxonomy places the organism in Eukaryota, Metazoa, Arthropoda, Insecta, Hemiptera, Aphididae. The transcript is spliced from 4 exons.